AUGGACGGGGUGCUCGCGGAAGUGCUGCUCGAGCAGAGCCGGGACCCCCGGGCCCUGUUCGGGACGCUGUGCCGAGGGGAGGCGUCCGCGGAGCGCGUAGAGACGCUGCGCUUCCUUCUGCAGCGGCUGGAGGACGCGGGCACGGACCUGGGCGCGCUCCCGGAGGCGGCGCGCGAGGUCGCCACGGGGUACCUAGUGCCGCUGCUGCGCGGGCGCCCGGGCGGUGCCGACCCCGACCCCGGCCCCGGCCCGCCGAGCCAACGCCGGCGCGUGCUUCGGGCGGCGGGCGCGGCGCUGCGCUCGUGCGCCCGGCUCGCGAGGGGCCCGCCGCUGGCCGCCGCGCUGGCUGAGGAGGCGCUGCGGGACCUGCGGGCCGGGCGGUGCGCGCCGGGCGUCGAGGCUGCCGUGGAGGUGCUGGCGGCCGUCGGGCCCUGCCUGCGGCCCCGCGAGGACGGACCGCUGCUGGAGCGCGUGGCGCAGGCCGCCGUCGCCCUGGCGCUGGGCGCGGACGGGCCCGGGAGCGCCGUGGACGCGGUGACGCUGGCGGCUGCGCGGCUGCUGCCGGCGCUGGGUCAGUGCGGCGGAGCGGCGUUGCGGGCCGUGUGGGGUGCGCUGGCGGAGCCGAGCGUCCCCUGGGGACCGGACCGCGUCGGGCCGGAGCUGCAGGUGCUGAGUACCCUGGCCGAGAAGCUGCUGCCCCAGCCCGGCGCGCGCGACGUGGGCCCCGACGCGCGGCGCUGCGGGCGCUUCUGGAGGACGGUGCAGACGGGGCUGGGCCGCGCGGAGGACGCCCUGACGCGCAAGCGCGCGCGCUACCUGCUGCAGAGGGCCGUGGAGGUGUCAGCGGAGCUGGGCGUAGACUGUACCUGCGACGCCAACGGGGGAACAGGCCCAAGUCUGUUUUGGUGGUCUGAGAAGAAAAAAGAUGAGCUUCUAAAAUUUUGGGAAAAUUAUAUUUUAAUCAUGGAAACUCUAGAAGGAAAUCAGAUACAUGUUAUAAAGCCAGUCUUACCAAAGCUAAACAAUCUGUUUGAAUAUGCAGUGUCAGAGGAAAAUGGCUGCUGGCUCUUUCACCCCUCCUGGCACAUGUGUGUUUAUAAAAGAAUGUUUGAAAGUGAGAAUAAAAUCCUGACCAAAGAAGGUGUUCUCCACUUUCUGGAGCUGUAUGAAUCUGAGUGUCUUCCAUUUUCACCAGACUUUUCUGAGUUUAUUAUUGGACCAUUAAUGGAUGCCCUUUCAGAGAGCUCUCUCUAUGGCAGGUCCCCAGGCCAGCUGGUAGGAAGUGGUUCUCCAUUGGGAUUAAAGUUACAGAAGUUUUUAGUCACUUAUGUUUCUCUUCUUCCAGAAGAAAUAAAGAGUGGCUUUCUGCUCAGGUUCCUUCAGAAGAUGACAAGCAGGCACUGGUGUGCGGUUCCUGUGCUCUUUCUGUCCAGGGCUCUGGCGAGUGUCCCACGGUGCAAGGCCCUGGGCGUGGAAGGGCUGUUGGCCCUCAGGGACGUUCUUCGGUGCACCAUGGUCACACACCAGGUCCUGCUGCGGGGUGCGGCACAGUGCUAUUUACUUCAGGCGGCCCUGCGUUUGGUGGACGUGGAGCAAGUGUCCCUUGGCGAUGUCUCUGCGCUCCUCGUGUCUCUGAGACAGGAGGAGUCCUUAGGACGAGGAACUAUGCUGUGGGCAGAGCUCUGCGACUGGCUGCGUGGGAACGAGCGGUACUUCAGGCAGCCCUCUGCCAGUGGCUCCCAGGGCCUACAGGAGGCAUCCUUGACCACAUAUGUGAAGAACCUCAUCCAGGAGUAUGUGAGGUCCCCUGCCUGGGAAGCAGGAGAAGGCAGCCUCGUGCCUGAUGGGCUGGAGGCCCGGCUGACGGCUACAAUGGUCUUGCUGGCAGUGGAUGUGGAAGCAAAGAAGGCCCAAAACAGUGGAAAGCAGAGGACACAGAAUGUGUUGGGGCUGUUCUUGGAUCCCCUGCUGGGAGCCCUGGUGAAGUUCAGUACGAACGCCUACAUGCCGGUGCCGAAGACCGACCGGUGUCUGCAGCUGCUGCUGACGUUGUUGCACACAUGCAUGUUGAGAGGCUCCGGCGCCCAGGAGGAUGAGGUGUCCAUACUUCUGCAGAGCCUCCUCAUGUCCGCCUCAGAGAGUGUGUCCGAGUUCAUUCUCAGGAGACUCACCAUGGACGAGCUCCGCACCGUUUCAGAUCUCGACCGUUGCCACUUGUACCUGAUGGUCUUAACUGAGCUCAUACAUCUCCAGCUGAAGUUGGGGUGGAAAGCGGGUGCCCCUAUCUGCAGAGUUAUUUCUCCUUUGAAGAACGCAUGCAUUCGGCACCUUCAGGAGACCGAUAGUGGACAGGAGCCCACACUUGCUCGUCAGAUCCAGAGAGUGACUAGCAUGGCCACCUUGGCCAGGGUGUGUGAGGCAAUUGAUCUGCAGCCUGCCCUGCAGCAGGAGUCCCUGAACACGGGGCCCCUGGAAAGGUUCCUUUCCACUCUUCCGCUUAACCAAACUCUGCAGAAGCCCUGUGCAGAGGACCCGGAGAGCAGCAGUUUUUUUGAGGAGUCAUCGUCUUGCCAAGGAUGGGGGAAGAUUGUAGCCCAGUAUGUCCACGAUCAGUGGGUCUGCCUCUCUUUCUUGUUGAGACGGUGCCACCCCCUUGAGCCAGCCGCAGAAGAGGACAAGCUGGAGCCCUCACUGCCCUCUGUGCGUACACCAGCACAGACCCUGUGUGCUGCACUGGAUGCCCUCUCCAUUCUGCCCUCUGACCGGGUCUCACCAGUGUUCUGCUGCAUGAAGGCUCUGGUCCCCCAGCUGCUGACCUCAUCUGAGUCGCUCUGUGUGGAGUCUUUCGACGUGGCCUGGAGAGUCCUGACCUCCUUGAGCAACACCCAGCUGACGUUCUGGCCCAACUUGAGAGCUUUCGUUCAGUUUGUUUUUGAUGAUACCAUUCUCACCACCGCUGCGAAAACCAAGGGCCAUGCAUAUUUCAGGAUAAAAGAGAUUAUGUACAAGAUCAUUGAAAUGUCUGCUGUUAAAACUGGGGUCUUCAAUACACUGAUGAGUCACUGCUGCCGGUCAUGGCUGGCGUCUGCCAGAGACCCCCAGGGGUCUCUGUCCAGCGCCAGGCACUACAGCGAACUCAUCCUAGAGGCGUGUACGUUUGGAACUGUGUUCAGACGUGAUCAGAGACUUAUUCAGGAUGUACAGGCCUUCAUAGAGAGUCUGGGACAUGACUGUGCAACCAAUGUUGUCAUGGAGAGUACUAAAAGGGAAGACUGUUAUGUGAGGGUCUGUGCCAUCAAAUUCCUGUGUCUGUUAGACGGCUCGAACACGGCCCACAAGUCAUUCAUGGAGGAUCUUGCAAUCAAGCUGUUGGACAAAGACAAGCAGGUGAACCAGUCUAGAGCCCGCUACUACCAGAAUUCUCUCCAGCACCGGGUGAAGAAUCGGAUAUGGCAGGUGCUACUCACGCUCUUCCCCAGGUUUGACCAGAACUUCUUGAAUGAGAUUAUUGACAAGAUUUUCCAAGCUGGUUUUGCCAACAAUCAAGCAUCCAUAAAAUAUUUUAUAGAAUGGAUUAUUAUAUUGAUUCUCUAUAAGUUCCCUCAGUUUCUUCCAAAGUUCUGGGAUUGUUUUUCCUAUGGUGAAGAAAAACUUAAAACAAGCAUUUGUACAUUUUUAUCUGUUCUGUCACAUUUGGACAUUAUCAUUCAAAAUAUUCCAGAAAAGAGGCAGGUGCUGAAGCAGGCCCUCCUCGUCGCUCUGCAGUGGGGUCUCAGCCACAACUUCAGCAUCCGGCUGUACGCUCUGGUGGCUCUGAAGAAGGUCUGGGCAGUGUGCAAAGCCCUCUACAUGGAGGAGUGUGAUGCGUGGACGGCUCUCAUUGAGUGUAGUCUUAGCCAGGCGGAAAGCGUGCACGGCACAGGGAAUGCCAAGAAGAACUGGCAGCGCAUCCAGGACCACUUCUUCUUCGCCACGUUUCACCCCCUAGAGGAUUACUGUCUGGAGACCAUCUUUUAUACCCUCCCACGGCUCUCGGGUGUCAUUGAAGAGGAGUGGAUCACCCUUGGCAGAUUUUCCAGCUUCACAGAUAUCCCUUCAGGUUCAGGGCCCCUGUGGUGCUUUUCUCGGACUCUGCUCUGUGAGCUAAAUCCCGGGGACUGGUCCCAGCAGGACGCAGGCACUGGCUCGGGGGAAGCAGACGGCCCUUCUGAGCAGGCUGACGUGCAGAAGAAAAUCAUCCCAUGGGGACACGACCUCCUCGACGCAGACCUGGAGCUUGCGCUCCAGGACCGUGCCGCCAAACUUGGAAAGUCCAUCAGCAGACUGAUUGUAGUGGCCUCGCUCAUUGAUAAACCAACUAAUUUAGGAGGGCUGUGCCGGACCUGUGAGGUGUUCGGGGCCUCAGUGCUGGUGGUCAGCAAUCUUCAUUGUGUCCAUGACAAGCAGUUUCAGCACCUCAGUGUCUCAGCUGAACAGUGGCUUCCUCUGGUGGAGGUGAAGCCGCAUCAGCUCCCUGGUUAUCUGCAACAGAAAAGGGCAGCAGGUUACACGGUCAUUGGAGUGGAGCAGACUGCCCACAGCUCGGACUUGGUCCAGUUCUGCUUCCCUGAGAAGUCGCUGCUCCUGUUGGGCAAUGAACGUGAAGGCAUUCCUGCCAACCUGCUGCGGCAGCUGGAUGUGUGUGUGGAGAUUCCCCAGCAGGGCGUCAUCCGCUCACUGAAUGUGCACGUGAGUGGGGCCCUGCUGAUCUGGGAGUACACCAGGCAGCAGCUGCUCAGGCGUGCAGGAGCCCCAUCGUGAAGCCUGUGCCUUACCUCAGUGGUCACAGUGCCUCCUGACUGCUUUUUAAACUAUUUGGGAAUAGAUUCUGACAUUUAUUGGGAUAUGAAUUUUUUUGUUCUUGCAAUUUAAUGCCAAAAACUUUUUCAUGUGCCUUAAAUAUAUCAUUAUAUAUUUUCUUCUUUGAUAAAUCUUUAUAUAGAUACAUGAUUUUGCUUAUUAAUAAAAUAUUUUACAUAA
This is a messenger RNA of Marmota flaviventris (yellow-bellied marmot), 5019 nucleotides long. RefSeq names its product tRNA guanosine 2 -O-methyltransferase TARBP1 (gene Tarbp1). Gene Ontology annotation, biological process: tRNA methylation. The record is from RefSeq and is a predicted model, not a curated record. Gene Ontology annotation, molecular function: RNA binding; tRNA (guanine) methyltransferase activity. Lineage: Eukaryota; Metazoa; Chordata; Mammalia; Rodentia; Sciuridae.